AUGAAACCAAGCCUUGAACGACAAGCCUUAAAAGAAAUCGACAAUUACGAAAACUCGAAUAAUAAAAACUUCACCACAGUGAAAGUGAAAGAGCUUAAACCGCUGCAGUCUAAUUAUGCGGAGACGAGAGAUACAUAUUCGGAAGAAAAGAGAAAAUAUACGAGAAGAGAAGGAAUAAACAAUGAAUUUAAAGAAAUAUAUUUUCCCUGCUCUUCUAAUGAGAACUCAGUUCUAGAAGAAGCAAUUGACUUGACAUUUAAUGGCAUUGAGUCUGAUGAAUUAGAAACCAGCCCAGAGGAUAUAUUAGAGGAAACCAGCCAAGAGAACACAUUUAUCGACGAAACUGAAAUAGAAGCGUACAUUGAAGAGAAACUGAAAUCCAAUUAUGAGUCAGAUACUGCAGUCUCAAUUGAAUAUGCCAGAGAUAUUUUUUUCCACAUGAAGCAUUUAGAGACUCGACUAAUGCCCGAUUACCGUCAUUUAUCUUCUCAUCCUUUUCACGUUCUGGAAAUGAGAACCGUGGUCAUAAGUUGGAUCAUAGGAAUCCAUUACGAGAUGAAUCUUCUCCCAGAAACUUUAUUUUUAACGAUUAACAUUUUUGACAGAUUCUUCUCAUUGAGAAAUGUCGCGAUUUCGAAAAUGAAGCAAAUAGGGAUGGCUGCCUUACUUUUAGCUUCCAAAUACGAAGAAAUCCAUCCCCCUAGCAACAAAGAAGCAUGUGGUCUACUUGGAGAAGGAACCGUUGGCGAUCUGUGCAAAGCGGAAACGUAUAUUUUAAUGGUAUUGCAUUAUGAGUUAGGAUGGCCAGGCCCUAUGCCAUACCUACGGUUGCUCAGUAUUUCGGACAACUGGGAUGCCGAUAUGAGAAUUGCUGUUAAAUACUUUCUUGAAGUCAGCAUAUUGGAUCCAAGGUUUUUAAGCCAAAAAGCAAGCCAAAUGGUGGCUACCUGUGCAUAUACAGCAUAUUGCGUUUUGCAUAAUGGAAAUUGGAGUAGCACUUUAUACAAUUUAACAGGUUACCAUUGUGUAAACGUCGCUCCUAUUAUGCAUUUGCUGCUAGAAUGCUUACAAAACCCAUUAGAGCACCAUCAAUGCGUAUAUGCAAAAUACUCCACAAGGAUUUCGCGAUAUAUAAGUCAGCGUAUUCACGAGUGGAUUCGAAUUAACAUUCAAUUAUCCUCACCUGUAUCUUAUUUAUGA
Molecule: messenger RNA, 1200 nt
Organism: Schizosaccharomyces cryophilus OY26
Lineage: Eukaryota; Fungi; Ascomycota; Schizosaccharomycetes; Schizosaccharomycetales; Schizosaccharomycetaceae
Product: meiosis-specific cyclin Rem1
Exons: 2
Coding region: 1-1200 (399 amino acids)
Biological process (GO): regulation of cyclin-dependent protein serine/threonine kinase activity; mitotic cell cycle phase transition
Cellular component (GO): cyclin-dependent protein kinase holoenzyme complex; nucleus; cytoplasm
Molecular function (GO): cyclin-dependent protein serine/threonine kinase regulator activity
Source: RefSeq, a predicted model, not a curated record